Daucus carota subsp. sativus is the source of this 1628-nucleotide messenger RNA. RefSeq lists its product as uncharacterized. The coding region runs from base 219 to 1091 and encodes 290 amino acids. The transcript has 3 exons. The record is from RefSeq and is a predicted model, not a curated record. NCBI's taxonomy places the organism in Eukaryota, Viridiplantae, Streptophyta, Magnoliopsida, Apiales, Apiaceae. Gene Ontology annotation, molecular function: RNA binding.
AAAGAAACCCAAUACAAGUCGAUUUGGACAAAAAACCCGGCCGCUUUUGUUCUUUCCAUAUCUGCUUCCCCCAAAUUAUAACAUAAACCUAGGGUUUGUGAUUCACAAUCGGUGGCUCGUGCAAUCCGCUAGUCGCUGCUCCGAUUGUUUGGUAAUUUCUUGAAAGCUCUAAUUUCGUAUUCGAAUUGUAAUUGUUUGAAUAUAGAGAGCAAUUUAUCAUGGAUGUGGAGGUAGAUCAUUAUGUGGUUUUGGGGUUACCCAGCGGUGAAGAGGGUUCUAAAUUAUCAAAUGAAGAUAUUAAAAAAGCUUAUCGAUCCAAAGCCCUAGAAUUGCAUCCUGAUAAGAGACCUGAUGAUCCCAAUGCUCAUGAUAAUUUCCAGAAGCUCAAAACUUCUUAUGAGCUUCUCAAGGACCAAAAGGCUAGACUUGUUUUCGAUGAUUUGCUUCGUGUUAAACGUGAAAGGGUUAUGCGUCAAUCGCAACAGAGUUCCAAGCGCCGUAAGAUGAUGUCUGAUCUUGAUGAAAGGGAGAGGGCAGCUUUUGCCAAUGACUCUAGGGGGAAGGAGCGUGAUGAGGAGGAAAGAAUUGCCAAGAAACUGAGGGAGGAGAUUGCCAGAAUACGUGCUAUGCAUUCUAAUAAGGGAGUAACGACUGGGACUGGAAAACCGAAAGAGAGUAGUGGUUCUGGUGCUCAGAGUGGUGGUUUGGAUAAGGAGAAGGUGCUUAAGGUGUCUUGGGAUAGAAUUGGUGGGGAGGAUUAUAGUGCUCAAAGGUUAGGAGAUUUGUUUCGGGAGUUUGGUGAGGUUGAAGACGUGGUCAUUAGAACUGCGAAUAAAAAGAAAGGAUCGGCUUUUGUGGUAAUGGCUUCAAAAGAUGCUGUUGCUACUGCAACCAGGAGUGUCCUUGGGGAUCUUAGAAAUCCUCUUUUGGUAUUGCCUCUUCAGCCAGCUGUAGCUCCCACUUUCACAAGUGCUCAGGAGCCGGUGGAAUCUAGAACUCCAGAGAUGAGUCAUCUUGUUGGUGCUGGAUUCCAGGCAUUUGAAGAUUCAGUGUUGGCGAAACUGCGAAAGGCUGCGGAACGACAAAAAUGAUAGUUUGGAGCACUUUGAUCUUUAAAAGAAGAAUCUCACUCAGGGUCAUAGUUUUGAAGGAAUGCUAUCAAUAUUGUUGUCAUAUUCUGUUCAGAAUAACGACGGCUAUGAUUUUAUGUUGCUUGUGAGCUAUAUCAGUUUAGGUAAGAUUAUUGUAUAUCCAGAAUUCUAUGACCUUGUUAGACUUCCUUGUAAUGAUCACUUUGGCUUGCAGAAGGACACUGUACUCUUGAGCAGUGGUCGCCAGUCAUGUUAUUUGAAUUGUAUGAUAUUCCCAUACCCAUGAUGUGCCUUUUGGGGACAAUUACUUGUGCUGUAAUGUUGAUAUCAUUUUGACUUUCAAAUUUGUCAAUUUAUGAUCCUGAAAAAGAAAAUAGAUUGCUUGAGGAAUGAUGGAGAACAAGUUGCAGUUCUUGAGCUUGUUGGAGUUGCUCACAAAUACUGAAACUUGUCGAAAAUUGUGGUCAUAUGACUUCUUUUUUUUUGUAAAUUACUGAAUUUAUUCAUGCUGCGUCAUAUCAUUGUCGUGCUUGUUAA